Molecule: messenger RNA, 2658 nt
Organism: Caenorhabditis bovis
Lineage: Eukaryota; Metazoa; Nematoda; Chromadorea; Rhabditida; Rhabditidae
Source: the annotation of a GenBank genome assembly
AUGCUGUCAAACGCUGGCGAAUUUGCAUCGCGGCAGUAUGAAAUUAUUCGACUGAAAUACGCUAAAACCUACAAAUACAUCGCCGAUAUUUAUUCACAGUUCCUUCUAUCCGAAACAUUCGCAAUAUAUGGACAAUUAUUGUUGCCGGUUGGUGUUCUUGUUGCCGUUGUUGCGACAAUCCUUAUAUGCAAUUUGCUAUGGAAAAUCAUACUCUAUACGAGAAUUGUCCAAGCCUUGGGUUGGUUGGUUUCGGAAAUGUUCUGGAUUCUCUUAUCAUGGGGGCUAAUAGCAGCUCUAUGCUACUAUGGUUUGAAUCAUCUGGGAAAAACCGACACAACGACAGCUUCAUCAAAUCCGGCCAACAACGCCAACUCAACUGAUGGUAAUAAAAGCUUGAAUAACGAAUGGGCGAACGAAAUUGUGUCCUGGCUAUACUCAAACUUCCAUAAAGUUCCGGGACCAUUAGACGCAUGGAUCAAAUCGCUGAACGAAGCUGCUAAAAAAGUGACAUCACCGGCUAAGUGCGAGGUAUUAUUUGAAGGAUUUGGUGAUCAUACUGAUGUUUUGCAACCACUAAAAGUUAGCAAUAUUCGCGUAGAACAAGGACCACGAGAUCAUUUGACAGUUCGAUCGAAUGUUCAUCUACCUUGUGUUCACCUACGUUUGGUUUCAUCGCAGAGAACCCCUGAAAGGAUGAUUGUUUCAAAUUACGAUGCUUCCAUUGUCGAUUUACGCGGAGAAGUGGAAUGCCGAAUGGCAAGCAUAGCCAAUCAGCUAUACCUAAUGGGAUGCUUUAGCGGACGACCUGAAAUGGAUAUUGAAUUGAGGAACACUGACCCAAAUGCGCAAUAUCAAGUGAGCAUUCCAAUGGUUGAGGAAAGCAUUCGCCGAUGUUUGCUCUCCGCUGUGACGAACAUCAAUUUAUCAGAGGAAUUACCUGAGGAGCGAAACACGUUUGCGGAUACAUUCAGCAGAACAAUUUAUAGCCCGCCGAAUCAAUCUCCGCCGGCAACUGUACGAAACUCGUACAAUAAUUAUGAUGGAAACUUGAGCACUAAUAACUAUGCAACUCUUAAUAGUAAUCGAAGCAGCAGUCCGUCGCAAGUGCCGGAAAUGUUCAAAAAAUUGAACGAAUCACAUCUUAUAACACCAUCGUAUAAUACUAACUCAACCCCCAACAAAAUGCGAAUCAAAGUGAUCAAGGCAACGAAGCUCGGAAAAGAUGUGCAACAGCCGUUUGUGGUUAUUGAAAUGGACGAACCUGCCCAAAAGUUUACCACAUGCAAAGGAAUCAACGCCAAUCCAUAUUGGGAAGAGACGUUUGACUUCGACUUGUCUCCGGCUACGGAAGAAGUUCUUUUUGAGGUUUAUGAGGGAAAUGAACAAUUACACGCAACCGAUGACGAAUGCUUCCUUGGCUUGGCUAUAGUGAAUUUUGAAGAAAUUCGAAGAAGUGGCGAGGUGUUGCACAAUUUCAAACUCCAAGGGAGACCUUAUCGAAAAGAUUCGGUUACUGGUGAAUUGACAGUUCAAUUUGAUUUCUAUUAUGAUCCAACUCAUGUGGCAGUCGGAAAGGUGACGGAUAGUGUGAAAGUAGUCAAUCCGAAUGGAUCAGAGUUCCGCGAAACGCUUACAACUCAACGCCGGCCAAUAUAUGAUCCACAUGACACACUUGAUGCAAAUGAACCAAUUAUUCCGUCGAUGACCACAACAGUUGUAGUUAAAACGGUUUCCCAUCAACUUAAAGAAAAACCAACGAUUCAAUCCGUCCAUGGCUCUUUGGAAAAUGCUGUGGAUCCGGUGACGCAGAGAAUUCUCGAUGAACAAUUUAGAAACUAUAAUGAUCCAAAAACGAAAGAACUCGAAGCAAAGCUGCAAUCCGUUUCGCAAAGCAUUUCUGCUGGAAAUACGCUCGAGAGGCCGAAAAAUGGAAAAUCGCAAUUCAAAGAUCAAAUUGAUAGUGCCGAAUUCCAAGAAGAUUAUAGAAGUAGUAGAGAUCGCAAUAAAACAGACAAAAAGUCUGAGAAGCGCGAUCGCUCCUUCUUUGGAGAGUUGCGCGAUCGUCUCAGUGGCCGUCGUGGCAGAAGCCAGAAGCGCUCGAAAUCAGUUGACUUGGAAAAUCAAGUUUUGGAAGAGGCUGUUUCCCUUCCCCCAAGUCGUGAUCCUAGCAGAACUCGAUACGCUGUGGGAAACAACGAUACUUACCGUGAAACUCAUUCGGUUGGAGGCAGAAGUGGAGAAUCGUCGAAAAGUUUGUACCAACAUUCAACGUUAAUACUUGAAAUGGAACAUGAGAAACAGCCAAAAUACUUCCUUAUUCCUCCAGCGAUGCUCUCGGAGCCAGCGGCAUCCAGGUUAAUGAGAAAAGGAAAGAAAUUGCACAUCUACAACGAUCAUACUUUUGUGGCCGUCAAAAUAAGAGGUUGUAGCGGCGCCAAUUGCAAUGUCUGCCAGCAAAGGAUUCGAUCCAGUUUUUCGAAACAAGCUUAUCAAUGUAGAGAUUGCAAACUGGUUUGCCACAAAACAUGCCAUUACAAAACCGACGCUUUCUGCACCCAGAGCACCGUCUCGAAACUUCAAAUCGCCAAGGAUGUAGAUUGGGCUCAUUUCUUGAGCCAUUAUCAACUCGAAGAAUUCAUAUCGACCGAAGGACUUUAA